AUGGUCACUGUAAAGCUCUACGGCAUGCCCUACUCGACAUGCACCAAGCGUGUAUGGACGACGGCCAAGGAAAUCGGCGUCGAUGUCACGAUCGUCCCCGUCGAUCUCGCCAAGGGUGCACACAAGGACCCGGCAUACAUCGAGAACUACCACCCGUUCGGUAUUAUUCCCGUUCUCGAGUACGGAAAGGGCUCGCCUCUCCUACCUGCUGCGAGCGAUGCCAAGGCAUAUGGUCUCUUCGAGCAAGCUGCCAGCAUCGAGUACUCGAGCUUCGAUCCUUCUGCUUCGGGUCUCGCGUUUGAACGCGUCUUCGGGCCUAUGAGGGGAUUGGAGCCCAACAAGGAUUUGGUCAAGAAGUACGUCGACACUUUGGAUGCUAAGCUCGAUGGAUACGAGCGUAUCUUGGCCAAGCAAAAAUACCUCGCUGGUGAUAUCUUCACUCUUGCCGAUUUGUUCCAUCUCCCUUACGGCAAGAUGGUUUACGAUCUCGAGCCUCAGCUGUUUUCCAAGAGGGAGCACCUCAAGAAGUGGUGGGAAGACAUUUCUGCUCGUUCUUCUUGGCAGGAGGCUCAGAAACUCCAGCUCUAA
Molecule: messenger RNA, 588 nt
Organism: Rhizoctonia solani
Lineage: Eukaryota; Fungi; Basidiomycota; Agaricomycetes; Cantharellales; Ceratobasidiaceae
Product: glutathione S-transferase
Exons: 6
Coding region: 1-588 (195 amino acids)
Cellular component (GO): cytoplasm
Molecular function (GO): glutathione transferase activity; glutathione binding
Source: RefSeq, a predicted model, not a curated record